Astrephomene gubernaculifera is the source of this 3449-nucleotide messenger RNA. NCBI's taxonomy places the organism in Eukaryota, Viridiplantae, Chlorophyta, Chlorophyceae, Chlamydomonadales, Astrephomenaceae. The record is from the annotation of a GenBank genome assembly.
AGCACGAAAACCCUUUGCGCAAUUGAAAUUUGCGGAAAUAUGUAGAUGGACUCAGAUGGCCUAAUACACUUAUGACAAAGAUGUGUCCGAGCUUGGACUGAAGGGGAGUAGGGGACUAUGGAAGGCGCCUACCCGGCACAAGAACGUUUCUAACAUGAGCUACGCCAGACUUGCGAUAAGUACUUUUAGCAUGAACAAUAAUUGUGCACAGGUCGGCAAUAUAAUGCAUUAGGCACAGUUGUACCACAGUUGGCCUGCGGACCAACUUGCCCACGCCGCAUUGCGGGGAAUACCUUAAUUGGUUUAACACAAUAGCUUCUGUCACAUGGGCUUGGGUGUACGGCCAGUAGUCAUUGUGACACCAUGUAGUAAACCUUGACUAUCACAUUACCAGGCCAUUGUUAACAAAGGUUAAGGGACCAUACGCUUGCGUUUUUAUCCUUUGCUGAACCCCAACACCAUCUAAUGCAGGCACGUUGUCCCCUAAUUUAAAUAGUUAGACCCACUGUAGACAUGGACGGACUUGGCCAACUUUAUGUCACCCAGAACGGGGCGGUCUACGCACUAGUACCUCCAGCUGAAAGAGAGCGGGAAAGGCCUCCUCCUGUCCUUAGUCGUGGCCGUCCCAUAGAAGCCAUUCGCGAAGAUGAAGUCACGCAAGCGCUGCUUGCACAGUUCUUACACCGACACCACCAGCAGCAGCAGCUCCAACAGAGGGAGCAGGAGCUCGCCCAACAGCAGCUCGCGUAUCAGAGGCGUGACUUCCAUGCGCCUGCUCCAGGCCCCCACGUCCACGAGGACGCUAUACGCCAAAUGCUUACUGCAACAAUACUGCAGUCUAUGCGGGAACCAGAUGAUGACUUCCCACAAGCGGGUCCGGCAACAGCCCGUAUGGGCCCCGCGGUAGACAUCCAUGCGUCGCGCAGAAUAGACCGGCUGCCUCCGCCACAGCCGGUGCCAGUGCCACAGCCGGCCCAAAGCAUCGACUCUCCAACUAACAGCGAAUCCGAGAGCCCUCCUGCCAGUGUGCGCGGCAGCGGACGGAGAGACUACGGAGGGGAGAAGGUUCUGGGUUUAACGCAAAGCGCCAAGGAGAAGAACAGGCAGGCCCAGCGUCGGUUCCGUGAGCGGCAAAAAGACCUCAUCACCAACCUCAAACAGCGCGUGGAGGACCUCCAGAAAGGUUGCUGACAACGAGCGCGAGAUCACGGGUCUCAAGGAGGAGAACGCCUCGCUGCGGGGCCGUCUGGAGGCCAAGCAGCAGAUCUCCGCCGUCACACUGCCCGCAGAGGCGCUGCAGACGCUGCUGCAGCUCACCACCGGGGCGGCUCAUACAGGAGGAGGAGGAGGAGUAGGGGGCAGCAGCGGAAUCGGAUUCGGUGGAGGGGUAGGAGCUCUCGGGCUGCGGCUUGAGCCCAGCGUCACGAGUGUGAUCGAGGGCCCCGGCGGCAGCAACAGCGGAGUGGCGGGAGGGAGUGGCGGGCCCCGCGGCAGCGAGGGUGUGCUGGGGCGUGGAGGCGGAGGUGGUGGGAAGCGGGGGUCGCAGGGAAGCGGUCAAAUGACGGAGUAAGCGUGUUCUUGGUUGCGGGCUCUGUUAUCAGCGGUUCAUGUGUGGGAUUGGCGGCGUAGGUGUAGUCAUCGCCUCCUGUGUUUGAAUGCAGCUCCUUAUAGCUCCUUGUGGUUGCGCUUAUUGGGGUUGGGAGGCGUCAUUCCAAGGGUAGGACAGUUUGACUACGGAGGCUUGCUAUGUGGACGACUCCGCUGCAGCUCCGCGUAACACCGCAACACCGGAAGGUCUGGAGCUGGUUGGCGAACGCACGACGGGGGUCUCUGCCGGGCUGGUGGGGUUUGCAGUCAUGCAUGUAUGCAUGUGGAGUUGGGAGGCCGGGAGCGCAUGUGCAUAUGCGACCAUCUGCAUGCGCACCACUAUAGCGGAUCCUCUGAACGUUGGGCUUUCAUAUGGGAGGUCUGGCUGUCGAUAUUUUGUGUUUGAAUCAGCGUCACUGGUUUGGCUCCCCGGUACGGCUAAUUGUCUGCUACGGGCUGGGCUCAACCGUGCUUCGCUUGGACGUCUAUCGGUGUCUUUUGACUGCGGCCCAACGCCUUUUGCACGGGGACGACCCCCCAAUAAGGAGGAAUUCUGUUUCCCUGCACAUUGACUGUACAGGUGCUGCGGGGAACGCCUUGCGCGGCCCGCGAGUAACCAAUGCUCAGAGCGCUGCUGCUGCUGUGCUGGCGGCACCAGUAUUGGGGUUGCUGGUGCUGGCUGCUUGGGUUGUGCUCCCGUUGUGGUAGUCAUGCAGUUGCUUGCUGUGUGGGAAGAGAGGUGGUGGGAGUGAGGAGUGAUGCGGGAGGGAGGCGCUGGCAUGCUGGGGGGGCAUGGCGAGGCAUGUGCACAGACAUCCGCAGGAGCUGACUUCAAGAACACACACCCGUGCAUCUCGACUCGCGGUCAAUUCUCUGAACACGUGCAUCUUCGCAGCUCGGAAGCAAAAGGCAUGCUGCUACUGCCGCUGGGAGUCUGGGCAGUACUCGGGGCAGUCCAGUCGGCAGCGCUAUGUUUGUUCGUUAGGAUUUGGUUAGGAGUGGUUGGUCGCGGUUGAAGAGGGGAAAUGACAAGAGCCUGCCAGCAAGAUGAAUGCCGUGUCGAAGGAAGACUAUUACACGGUACUGCAAGGUGAUGUUGAACGUACGGGGAAACGCGUUUGUCGGCGCGGGGUGGGUGCACUUCGGCGCUUGGUUUGAUGGCGUGGGGUGUGGGGCCUGGGGGAAGGUGAGACUAGGCUUGUGGAAGAAUGAUGGCGGCCGGACGGCUCCUUUAUCAAUCUAUGCGAGCACGGUGCAGGUUGCAUCCCUGCAUGAACACAUGGUGAGAAGAAGUACAUGAUCUGCAUUUGCGGCAAGCUGCAUAGUUGCGGUGUGUCGAGCAGCGGCGUGCAGUUUCGACGGAUGAUGUGUUUGGGGGCUGAGACGGCGCGGUAGGAGAGGCCUACCAUGCUAGGGAGACCUGUGCGUUGAAUGCUAUUUCGAUGUACCCAUAUAUUGCAUAUGCGCUCUUUUCAAGUAACGGUAACGAGGCGAUGAAGAGGGGAGGAGUGUGGCGCCUUGUGAAUUGGGUUCACUAGGGUCUUGAGCCAUGUGAAUUGCGAACGAACUGAGUCCUGUGCGUGCACUACACUGGCCUUGCGGAUGGAGACUAUUAGUGAGGGGGGACGGUUAGUAUUAGGAGACAACAUCUCGGUUGGUAGCAUCUCUGUUUCCUCAGAAUGUCGCGUGUCGCAAUCAUCAAUGUUACAAGUACACGUGCGCAAACCGCCCUCGGAUUGGUUGGUUGACGUCUAGAACUCCCCCACACCGUGCGUUCCUCCUUCAUGUGUAAGGCAUCCGCCUGUCUGUGUCGCCUUCACUCCUUAACACGUGGCACACGCGGCCUUGCUCUCCCUCCUCAU